AUGAAUGGUAGGAAGGUAGGUAGAUGGGAUAUUUUGUUUUGUUAAUAUUAUGCGAACGAAUAUCAAAAAAUAUAAGUAUUAUAUAAAUAAAGUGGAAUACAUAGUGGCGGUGGAUCAUAUGAUGAAGUCGGAAAUUAGAAAAAGAUUGGGAAGUGGGUAGAAUUGGAUGAAGAUUUUAAUGGUGACUCUUACACUUCGAAAUAAGUCACUUGUAGUGGUGAAUAUAAUAUGAAUGGUAUUAAGAUAGGUCGAUGGGAUAUCAUGUAUUAUCAAAAAUAUUAGAUGGAAUAUAUAUAAAUGUAAGUAAAUAUAAUUUACAAAGGGGAAAUGUAUAUCUAAAUAAUUAGUGGUGGUGGAUCAUAUGAUAAGGAAGGAAAUUAGACAAAGAUUGGAAAUUGGGUAGAAUUGUAGGAAGGGUUUAAUAAUAAUAAAUAAAUCACUAUUAAUGGUGAAUAUAAUAUGAAAGGUCAAAAACUAGGUAUUUGGAAAGAAUUGAAUUUGAAUUAAUAAUUAGAAUUAAUGAAUUUUGAUAUUUGA
Paramecium sonneborni is the source of this 537-nucleotide messenger RNA. The record is from the annotation of a GenBank genome assembly. Lineage: Eukaryota; Ciliophora; Oligohymenophorea; Peniculida; Parameciidae.